AUGGAUACCAAACCUGAGCCGGCGGCGACUGUGUCCUAUCACAUUGAGAAGGGCCCCGUUGCAGACUCAACCGCCGUGCAAAAAGCCAUGGACGCCCAAGAUUUCACACCCAAGCAGCAAUACCAGCGCCUGUGGGCAAACCUCAAAAAGGACAAGUGCUAUGUCUUCUGGUCGCUCUACAUCAUGUCCCUCGUCUUCGGAUGGGGUUACGACUCUGGCCUCUCAGGCGUUGCCAUCGCCUUUCCCGAGUUUCGCAAGGCGUAUGGAGAAUACUAUUCUGUCGGCGACCAAUAUGUCAUUCCGGCGCUUUGGCAGUCUCUCUGGAACGCGGCUAGCACCAUCGGCCAGGUAUUUGGAGCCUUCCUGACUGGCCAGUUUGCCGACUAUGUCGGUCGAAAGGCUGUGCUCUGGACUGCUGUCGUGCUGUCCCUAGCGUCGUCCUUUGCGCUUGUCUUUUCCCCGAAUCUGCCUGUCCUUUUUGUCUCCAAGCUUCUGCUCGGCCUCUCAGUCGGCCUGUCAACCGUCACACCCCCGCUAUAUGUCACCGAGAACGCACCCGCUGCCCUCCGAAGCACCCUCAGCUCCCUGACAAAUGUCAUCAUCGUACUGGGCUUCUUCCUCUCCUCCAUCACGGGCUGGGGAUCCUCCAAGAUUAACGGAGAAUGGAGCUACCGACUUGCGUUUAUCAUGACGUUCCUCGUCCCUACGCUCUUCGCUGUUGUUCUGCCGUUCCUCCCCGAGUCACCUGUUUGGUAUAUCAAGAAGGGCAGAGAUGACGAUGCUCGCAAGGCCAUCAUCAAGCUCUAUGGCAAGAGUGUAGACGUCGAGGAGAGGCUCAACUUUAUGAAGUCUGAGUUGGAAGUUGCAGCUGGCGAGGCCAACAUGGCCAAGCAGACAAGCUGGAGGGCUAUUUUCUCCAAGGAGCACCGAUCGCGGACCCUCAUUGCUGUGAUGGGACUGCAAUCUCAGAAUUUCUCUGGAGGCUACUUUGCAAAUACAUACCAGACGUACUAUUUCGAACUCAUCGGCCAGUCUGACCCCUUCGGACUUACCGCUAUUUCCUCGACCCUGCAGUUUCUCUCCAACUGCGUCGCCGUCUCUGUCUCGGAUGUCCUCCCUCGUCGAAAAUCCCUCAUCGGUGGCGGUACUCUGCUCUGCUGCUGGUCCAUCAUCAUCGCCGGGACCUCGCUCGCUAGCCAAGCCAACAACGCCGCCAACACAGCCCUUCUCGCCUUCAUGAUCACAUGGUCGAUGCUUUACACGGCGACAGUGGGAUGCUUCGGCUGGGCUGUUGCUCAAGAGACUGCCUCGCAGGCGACGCGUCCCAAGACCAUCGCCUUCAGUCUGGUGUGCCAGCAGCUCACGGCGCUCAUGCUGUCGUCCGUGUUCCCAUUCUUUAUCAACCCAGACCAACUGAACUGGGGUGGCAAGGUCAUGUUCUUGUUUGUUGGUGCCGAGGUUUUCAUCCUGGCAACUCUGUUCUGGUUCCAGCCUGAGACGAAGAACAGGACUUACCACGACAUUGACUGUCUAUACGCUGAAGGUGUUCCUCCGAGAAAGUUUAGCGAGUUUAUUGUGGAUGAUGGAACUGUUGUUCGAAGACCGCGCGUGUAG
Fusarium keratoplasticum is the source of this 1614-nucleotide messenger RNA. RefSeq names its product MFS domain-containing protein. Gene Ontology annotation, cellular component: membrane. Gene Ontology annotation, molecular function: carbohydrate:proton symporter activity. The transcript is spliced from 2 exons. The record is from RefSeq and is a predicted model, not a curated record. NCBI's taxonomy places the organism in Eukaryota, Fungi, Ascomycota, Sordariomycetes, Hypocreales, Nectriaceae. The coding region runs from base 1 to 1614 and encodes 537 amino acids. Gene Ontology annotation, biological process: transmembrane transport; carbohydrate transport.